Capronia coronata CBS 617.96 is the source of this 1548-nucleotide messenger RNA. Its product is annotated as glycerol kinase. NCBI's taxonomy places the organism in Eukaryota, Fungi, Ascomycota, Eurotiomycetes, Chaetothyriales, Herpotrichiellaceae. Gene Ontology annotation, molecular function: glycerol kinase activity. The record is from RefSeq and is a predicted model, not a curated record. Bases 1 to 1548 code for a protein of 515 amino acids. The transcript is spliced from 5 exons. Gene Ontology annotation, cellular component: mitochondrion. Gene Ontology annotation, biological process: triglyceride metabolic process; glycerol metabolic process; glycerol-3-phosphate biosynthetic process.
AUGGGCGACCCCACAGAUGACAGCCAUGAGACAUUCGUGGGCUCGAUAGACCAAGGCACGACGAGCACCAGAUUCCUCAUCUUCAACCGGUCCGGAGAACCAGUCGCGUCACAUCAGAUUGAGUUCAAGCAAUACUACCCACAAUCCGGCUGGCAUGAGCAUGAUCCACUUGAGAUCAUUUCGUCGGUGGAGCAAUGCAUCGAAGGGGCAGUGAAAGACCUGGAAAACCAGGGCCACGCAAAGGCGAGUAUCAAGGCCGUUGGGAUCACGAACCAACGAGAGACAACUGUGGUGUGGAACCAUGAGACGGGCGAGCCUCUGUACAACGCCAUCGUCUGGACAGACACGCGCACGCAAGCCUUGGUGCGCAAGCUCAAGCAACGGUUAGGAGCGGACAAGCUUCAAGAACUAUGCGGGCUGCCACUAUCGACAUAUCCAUCAGUGGGAAAGCUGCUGUGGCUGCUGGCGAACGAGCCCAAGGUCAAAGACGCCUAUGAAAAGGGCAACCUCGCCUUCGGCACCAUCGACAGCUGGCUCGUGUACAGACUGAACGGCGGCCCCAAUAAGAACGUGUUCGUGUCGGAUCCGACGAAUGCCUCGCGGACCAUGUUCAUGAAUCUCCGAACAUUGGACUACGACGAUCAACUCAUCGACUUCUUCAGGCUCGAUCCGCGCAAGGUCCAUUUCCCAAAAAUCACUCGAUCGUCUGACCGCGAAGCAUACGGACGUCUCGAGUCUGGUGUGCUGAAAGGCGUGCCUAUCACUGGCUGUCUAGGGGAUCAGUCGGCGGCCCUGGUCGGCCAGAAAGGCUUUAGUCCGGGCCUUGCAAAGAAUACAUACGGGACGGGUUGUUUCUUGCUGUACAAUGUUGGCGAGAAGCCCGUCUUCUCCAGCCACGGCCUGUUGGGGACGGUGGCCUAUGAUUUCGGCGAGGGGAACCGCAUGUAUGCGCUCGAAGGCAGCAUCGCUGUGGCAGGAUCGAGCGUCAAAUUCCUGGUCGAUAACUGGGGCUUUGUCGAGUCUUCGAGCAGGAUCAGUCAGUUGGCAUCCACGGUUGAAGACAAUGGAGGCGUGGUCUUUGUCACCGCCUUCAGUGGGCUCUUCGCUCCCUACUGGAUUGACGAUGCCAGGGGAACCAUCUAUGGCAUAACUGCCUACACUAACCGUGGCCACGUCGCUCGUGCGACUCUGGAGGCAACGUGUUUCCAAACCAAGGCUAUCCUCAAUGCUAUGGAGAAGGACUCCAGCCGCAAACUGGCCGCGCUCGCGGUCGACGGCGGCAUGAGCAAUUCGGACUUGACGAUGCAGACUCAGGCAGAUCUGAUCCAGAUUCCUGUGUUGCGGCCGCAAAUGCGCGAGACUACUGCCCUCGGGGCAGCCAUUGCGGCAGGGCUGGCUGUCGGCGUCUGGGAAAGUCUGGAUGAAUUGAAGUCGGUCAAUGUCGAAGGCCGUACAGAUUUCACGCCGCGAAUGCCUGAGGCCAAGAGCAGGGAAAUGUUCGAACGGUGGGAGAAGGCAGUCCAGAUGUCGAGGGGCUGGUCGGCGUAA